AUGAGUAGUUCAAUUUUGCUUCUCUCCUUUUUAUUGCUCUUCAUCUCUUUGGCUGCUUCUACUUCCAAUCAUACUCAUAGAUGCUCUUCUACACAGAGUCGUGCUUUGUUUUCAUUUAAACAAACUGUUUUCUCUAUUACCGACUUAUACAAUUACAACGACGGUGAAUGUCGUGCUUGGCUUGGUUCCCGAUAUUAUCCGAUCAUGAUGAAUUGGAGCACGAGUAUUGACUGUUGCGAUUGGGAUGGUGUCAUUUGCAACCACUUCACUGGUGAUGUGAUUGCUCUCGACCUUAGUUGUGCCAUGCUACGAGGUACCAUCCACCCUAACUCCACCCUUUUCAACCUUCCUCGCCUUCAAAGACUCAACCUUGCUUUCAAUGAUUUCACCGAUUCCCAACUUCCACGUGAAAUUGGCAGGUUUGUUGAUAGUCUUACGCAUCUCAACAUCUCUCAAUGUGGGUUUACAGGUCAAGUUCCUUCGGAUAUCUCACUUCUUCGUAAAUUGGUGUCUCUUGAUCUCUCUUCGAAUGGGGUCUCUUUGCAACUCAAACCUCGUGUUUUGAACAAUCUCCUUCGAAAUUCUACUCUUUUGAGAGACCUUUCGCUUGCGGAUGUUAAUAUAGGUUUGGUUUUACCCACUUAUCUUGACAUACCUCCCUCUUUGAAAUUACUUAACCUUAGUUUCACUGGUUUGCAAGGGAAAUUACCUGAUAACAUCUUCAAUCUUCGAUAUUUGGAAAAACUUGACUUGUCAUACAACAAUGACCUUGAUAGUCGAUUGCCCGAAGUUAACACGAGCACUAGCGUCGCUCUCGAGUGGUUAUCUCUCUCGUCCACGAAUUUAUCGGGAGAGAUACCUUACUCAAUUGGUCAUCUCAAGUAUUUAAAUUACUUGGAUCUCUCACUGAACAAAGGUUUAUCAGGAGAGAUACCCUACUCGAUUGGUCAUCUCGAGUCUUUGAAUACCUUACGUCUUGAUUACUGUGGUUUGGCGGGUUCCCUACCAAAAUCCAUUGUUAACCUUAGGCACCUUACUACUCUAGAUCUAUCAUCUAACAUGCUUAACGGGAGCUUACCAUCGGGUUUCUUUGCCUUACGAUCAUUAAAGCUGUUAUCCCUCACACAAAAUCAGUUUGUUGGCAAGAUUGAUGUGCUUGAUCAAGAUUCCAGUUCACAAUCAUUUCGGCAACUCGUCAACCUCACUCACCUUGACCUUUCGUUUAAUAGUUUUAGAGGUGUGUGGGAGUUGGAUGCAUUGUUAUCAAGCCUCACAACCCUGGUAGAACUCCGUCUCUCACAGAGUGGUUUAUCUGUUGUCACCAAUAACGCCAAUCGCUAUGUGAAUCCUGAUUUUCAGUUCUUACAUUUGGCAUCUUGCAAGCUAAAGGUGUUCCCAGAAUCCUUAAGAGCCAUGAAAAAACUUCAAAGUUUAGAUCUAUCUAGCAACGAAAUCCAUGGCCACAUUCCUGAUUGGGCAACGGAGAUAGGAGGAAAGGGUAUGUUCCAUUUGGAUCUCUCACAUAACUUCAUAACAGGCUUGCCGCGAUUCCAAUGGGAUGGACUAACAGAAUUGCAUUUGGAGUCCAACAGGAUUGAAGGACCAUUCCCUCCUUCAAUUUGCAACCUGAGCAAUAUAUGGUAUUUGAAUAUCUCUGAUAAUCUGUUUGGUGGAGUGAUUCCACAAUGCAUUCAAAAUAUCCACUCGUCUCUUUGGAUCGCAGAUCUGGGGAACAAUUUAUUUCAUGGUAGCAUUCCAAAUGCAUACAAGGAUUGUGGACAGUUACAGGGGCUUAUUCUGAAUGGAAAUCACUUAGAAGGAGAGGUGCCCAGUUCUUUAUCUAACUGUCAAUAUUUGGAAGUGCUUAAUCUAGGAAACAACCUCUUAAAUGGCACAUUCCCUAGCUGGUUGGGAGAUCUUCCAUUUUUGCAAGUUCUUGUCCUAAAAUCCAACAAAUUGCAUGGUCCCAUCAAAACCUCUUCUGCAGGGAAAGCCCCAUUUCCAUGUCUGCAGGUCCUCGACUUAUCUAAUAAUGGGUUUGUAGGUGAUCUCCCUCGACAGUAUUUUCAAAAUUUCAAUGCUAUGAAAAAUGUGGUGAAGAAUGGCACAAGAUCAACAUAUUUGAACACGGGUGGUAUGUAUUACUCGAUCGUUGUUGCUGUGAAAGGAGUGGAGCAGAAUUUUCCAAAGAUUUACGUUGACUACACGAUUAUCGAUCUCUCGAGCAACAAAUUUGAAAGCAAGAUUCCUGACAUCAUUGGUAAUCUUAGUUCGUUGAUAGUGCUCAACUUAUCCCACAAUAGCCUCACAGGUCGAAUCCCAAAUGCCCUAGGGAAUCUCUCGGAGAUUGAAUCGUUAGACCUAUCUCGGAACCAACUCACAGGAGAGAUCCCUCAAAGCCUUGCAGCCUUGACAUUUCUUGGAUUCUUGAAUCUCUCUCAAAACCGUCUUAUGGGGCGUAUUCCAGAAGGAAAACAGUUCAACACGUUUGAAGGAAACUCGUUUGGAGGUAACCCUCAACUCUGUGGGCUUCCGUUGCCGGAGAAAUGCGAGCGUCCACACGAACCACAACUUGAAACCGAUGGAGACACGGAGAGUGAAUUUACAUGGAGAGCGGUGAUGUUGGGAUGUGGUUGUGGGACAAUACUUGGAUUGGUGAUGGGAUAUGUGAUGUUGUGUUAA
Molecule: messenger RNA, 2682 nt
Organism: Cynara cardunculus var. scolymus (artichoke)
Lineage: Eukaryota; Viridiplantae; Streptophyta; Magnoliopsida; Asterales; Asteraceae
Product: receptor-like protein 6
Exons: 1
Coding region: 1-2682 (893 amino acids)
Molecular function (GO): protein binding
Source: RefSeq, a predicted model, not a curated record